Molecule: messenger RNA, 2835 nt
Organism: Penicillium pulvis
Lineage: Eukaryota; Fungi; Ascomycota; Eurotiomycetes; Eurotiales; Aspergillaceae
Product: ankyrin repeat domain-containing protein
Exons: 3
Coding region: 1-2835 (944 amino acids)
Molecular function (GO): protein binding
Source: RefSeq, a predicted model, not a curated record
AUGGCUUCAAUAUUUUUUGGUAGUACGAAUACGGGCUCCCAAGUUGGAAUUAAUCAUGGGACAGUCAACAUCUUUCCCGGCCGACCGGAAAACCCACCACAGCGGACGAUGUGUGAAAGCGAGAAAGAGUUGUUUAAGGAUCGAGAGAAACGGUUUGGUUCCUACGAAGAAGACAGAUGGGCCUGGUCGGAAGAGGAACUUCAGAAGCUCCUGUCGCAAAUCUUAACCGAGGGGACAAAGGUCCGUCCUGUCAUCCUGUUUAUCGACGCGCUUGAUGAAUGUGGGCAAACUUCUGCCAGAGACCUACUGAAAUAUUUCAAAGAACUUAUGAAGGAAGUCAAGCGCGAAGGAGGACAAGUAAAAAUAUGCUUCUCUUCUAGACAUUAUCCAAUCCUUGGUCAUGGCCCGAUCCCGUCUAUCCUCGUGGAAAAGCACAACACAAACGACAUCCAACGGAUCAUCGGUGAUCUACUGAAAGAAAUUGAAAUCGAGGAAGAUCGCAAGUACUUUGAAAGCGAAAUUCUGUCCAAAGCUCGAGGGGGAUUUCAAUGGGUAGUCCUUGUUUGUAAAAGGGCCAUUGAAGAGAAUAUAAUCGGCACCAAAAGAGAAUACCUGCACCGCAGGUUCACCACUGUCCCGGAAGCUCUUAACGGGCUGUACUCUAUUAUUCUGCAUGAUGUGCAUGGAACCGAGAGACAACAGAUGGUUAAGUUGUUCCAAUGGAUUUUAUUUUCUGAGAGGCCCCUAUCCGCCCACGAACUUCGGGAUGCACUUUCUAUAGAGAUGGACAUGGAAUCCGGUACCCAACUUAGAAGCCACAGCAGCUGGUCUGAUACUUUGGAUAGGUUUGAAGUGCACGUGAGACAUAUAUCCAAAGGAUUGGUGGAAUUUCGAACUCGUGAAAUAUGGGAGCAGUAUGAACCUGGGGAGGAAGACUCAGAUCGGGAAGCACAGGUUAUACAUCAAUCAGUGGCUGAUUUUUUGCUUCACAAUUUCCUCGGUUGUGCAGUGCGUGACCAAUAUUCCUCGCAGUCAGUCAUUGGAGCUGGUCAUUUUCAUAUAUCAAGGUCUUGUCUCAGAUACAUCACACUAGAUGGAGUCCUGGAAGGCGCUCGUCGACUGUCACGGAACCAGCUCUUUCAAAAGUUCCAGUUGAUACCGUAUGCUAUACGGUUCCUGUUCCAACAUAUCAAGGAGGUGGAACUCCAAAAUAUCCCUCAGCCGGAUCUCCUUUCGCUCAUCUACUGGCACCAAAAGUCAAGGUUACAGGAAAUAGCAAGGUUUUGGAGAGUCUCUGACCCUGAUAGUGUCUAUACGCCUCGAGGGUGGCCAUUCGUUGAGGCAACGGCGUUGCAUGUCUUGAUCACAUUUGGUUCGAAAAGCGCUUUUGACGAUCUCUUGGAGAAGGAUGAUGUGGAAGUCGACGGUAGAGACAUUGAUGGGAACACACCCCUUCUUCUCGCCAUAAAGGAGCGUCAUUAUUAUAUGGCAGUGGAACUUCUCAAUCGUUUUAUAGAAUGGCAUCUACAACGAAAUAUGGCGGCUGGGAAUUUGAUCGGUUAUGGAACAAGCAUACAGCGGGAAGGUUGCUACGUCGUGAACGUAGAUGCUCAGAACAAUGACGACGAUACGCCGUUGAGCAUUGCUAUGGAAGAUGCUGCGCCAGACGUGAUUCUAAAGUUGAUUGAUGCAGGAGUAAAUCCUAAUACUCAAGAUAGGUCUGGUCAGACACCACUCUCCUGGGCUUCAGAGAGAGGCGAUCAAAGAAUUGUCAAGUUACUACUCGAACGAGGAGCGAAUCCUAACAUUCUGGAUAGCUCUGGUCGGACACCACUCUCCCGGGCUUCAGAGAGAGGACACGAGACAGUUGUCAAUUUACUACUUGAGCAAGGAUCGAAUCCUAGUAUUCUGGAUAGCUCUGGUCGGACACCACUCUCUCGGGCUUCAGAAAGAGGAUAUAAGACAGCUGUUAAGUUACUACUUGAGCAAGGAGUGAAUCCUGAUAUUCUGGAUGGCUCUGGUCGGACACCCCUCUCCCGGGCUUCAGAGAGAGGACACGAGAUAGUUAUCAAGUUACUACUUGAGCAAGGAGCGGAUCCUAAUAGUCUGGAUAGCUCUGGUCGGAGACCACUCUCCUGGGUUUUAGAUAGUGGAGAUGAGAAAGUUGCUAAGUUACUACUUAAGCGAGGAGCGGAUCCUAAUGCUUCAGAUAGGUCUGGUCAAACGCCACUCUUCUGGGCUUUAGAGAGAGGGUAUGAGAAAGUUGCUAAGCUACUACUGAAGCAUGGAGCGGAUCCCAAUAUCCCAGAUAGCUCUGGUCGGACAGCACUCUCCCGGGCUUCAGCGAGAGGAUAUGAGAGAGUUGCUAAGUUACUACUUGAACAUGGAGUGGAUCCUAAUACACCAGACAGCUCUGGUCGGACACCACUCUCGCGGGCUUUAGAGAGCGGCUAUCAGAGGGCUUACCACAACAGCCAUUGGACAUCAAGCUCCUAUGCUUUAGAGAGCGGCCAUCAGACAGUCGUUGAGUUACUACUUAACGAAGGAGCAAAUCCUAAACCUCUGGAUAGCUCUGGUCAGACACCACUCUCCUAUGCCUCAGAGAGAGGAGAUGAGAGAGUUGCUAAGUUACUACUUGAGCAUGGAGCGGACCCUAAUGCUCUAGAUAGCUCUAGUCGGACACCACUCACCCGGGCUGCCGAGGGAGGAUACGAGACAGUUGUCAAGUUACUACUUGAGCAUGGAGCGAAUCCUAAUCUCGAUGUGUUUGGUUGGACACCAUAUCGCUUUGCUUUAGCCGGAGGACAUGAGAGAGUUGCUAAGUUACUAUUAUAA